Molecule: messenger RNA, 927 nt
Organism: Geodia barretti
Lineage: Eukaryota; Metazoa; Porifera; Demospongiae; Tetractinellida; Geodiidae
Source: the annotation of a GenBank genome assembly
AUGACGAAUUACCUGGCGAAACGGGCCGGCCAGAUGGUGCUGACGCUGUUCCUGAUCGUCACGCUGACGUUUUUCCUGGUGCAGGCGCAGCCCGGGGACUACGCCACCUUCUACGCGCUUAAUCCCGACCUGCCCGCGGAGGUCAGGGCGCAGAUCAAGGAGUCCUUCGGGCUGGACAAGCCGCUGUGGGAGCAGUACCUCAUCCACAUGAAGAACACCUUCACCGGGAACUUUGGCGUGUCCUUCGGGCAUUUCCCCCGGCCGGUGAUCGAGGUGCUGGCGGAAAGGCUGCCCCGCACGGCAGUGCUGUUUCUGACCGCGACGGCGGCGUCCUUCUACAUCGGGUUCUUCCUGGGCAAGGCCAUCGCGUGGCGCCGGGGCGGCGUGCUGGAGUAUGCGGCGACCAUCUCGGGCGCAACCUUGUUCACGGCGUUCACGCCGGCGUUCGGGCUAAUGAUGAUCUGGAUAUUCGCGUUCAAACUGGGAUGGUUGCCGGUGGGGAAGUUCCUGGACCCGUUGCACAUGAUCCUGCCCAUCGUCACGCUGACGCUGAUUUCGUUCGCCGGCACCAUGCUGCUGACGCGGAACAGCAUGUUGGAAACGAUGCGCGAGGACUACGUGAUGGCGGCGCGGGCCAAGGGGCUGCCCGAAAAGGUAGUGCGGGACCGGCACGCCGCACGCAACGCGCUGCUCCCGGUGGUCACCAGCCUGGUUUACAGCCUGAUCUUCGCGAUUGAUGGCAGCGUGAUUAUCGAAGCGGUGUUCUCCUGGCCCGGCACCGGCAUGACCCUGCUCGAUGCGGUGCGGUCCGAGGACCUGCCCCUGGUCAUGGGGGCCAUGAUGUUCAUCGGGUUGUUUUCGCUGCUGGCUCACGUCAUCGUGGACGUGCUGUACGUGUACCUCGACCCGCGGAUCCGCUACCAGUGA